AAAUUUUCAGUGUGACUGUGGAAAUAAGAAGUUUGGCGGGUUCAAGUGCAAGUUGUACUCAGUAAGUUGUUGACAGCUGAUGCACUUCUGGUGUAACCACACCUUGAACAUCUAAUCUUACUAGGCAUUGAAAGGCAUGCACAUGCUGAAGUCUCAAAAUUUCAUGAUGUCACAAAAGUGCAAAAAAAGGAAAUUAGUGUUUUUCUAGUGUUUCCUUAAAGGCUUUGGUUGAAAUUUGCAAUUUGCAUUUUACACAGCUAUGUAAAUAGGCAGAAAAUUUAUGAAUUUUUUUUCAGUCUAUGAUGUACUCAUAUGACCUAAAAAGAAAUCCAGGGUGCAUGAUUAUUGUUAACUUUCACUGCAAUUGCCAGGAACACAAAACCUAAUGUUAAACAAAUAGUUUGUUCAAAGCUCUUCAUCCAUCAAAAGUUGCAUAUAUUUUAGCUACUUUAGAGAGCCACCUUGAUUAGGUGUGUUAAGAAGUUUUACAUAUCUGCAAGAAAAGGGAGACAAAAUUUAACCCUAAAAAAUGCCUUACUGCUAUUCAGGUAGUGCUUGAUUGCCACUUGAGAAGCCCACCAUCCGCAAUUUUGCAAGACACUCAAUUUAAAGAAGCAAACAAAACCCAAGUCAACUAUUUGAAAACUCUGGGCAAAGUAAAUGUAUUUCGUUAACCAUGUGAUGAGUCAUUUAUUCAUAAUUUUGUUUAGAUCAUUUUGUAUUAAUCAUUGCCAUUUUGAGAAGCCUGUUUUAUCAAACAAACUUAAUGUUAUGCCAUAACAUCUCAAACAUGUGGAAGGAAAUUUUUAAUGAUAUGCACUACUGCCUGAAACCAUAGGAACAUUGCUCUUGUGUUUGGUUUCUGAACAGUGAUGAAAUGAUGGCUUUUUGUCACGGCUGCAAACAAACAAAGCAAAAGACAAAGCCCAGACAGAAAGGGAGCAAAUUACUGGGAGUUUGUGCUCUAAUGGUUAUUUUGCAGAAUAACACAUUUACACAUGUGUCUUGUGAUUGAUUGUUAGGUCUUACUUGUUGUUCACAUUCUUAUUAUUCAAGGAAAAAGGACCAGAGAAUUCUAUGAACAAAUACAAUCAAAAUUUCAGAGGAGUUUACUGCACCUGUCACAGACCAUAUCCUGAUCUGGAGGAUGAGGUACAACUUUAUACUUGGGUUUACUCAUGCUGAUAUUCCAGAAAUAUGAUCCAUUUGAGAUAAGCAUUUUAGGAAUUGUCCUGUAAGCUUUAUGUACUAGGUCACUGACUCAGUUUGCUUAUAGAGGGUUUUUAAAGAUGUAUGUGUUGAAAGGGUACAUAGUAUGUUUUUCUGUUUUUCUCCAACCUUCUUCCUGCACUAACACUACAGGGUGGAUACUUUAUAUGGAGCAACAUACCUAUACUCAUGAGAGAUAAGACACUAUUAGUACCUUAGGUCUUUGAUUCCAAAUGAAUACAUGUAACCCAAAUUUUUUUGAUAUGAUGUCUGAUGGAAUUUAUGAUUCUUUUUUUUUUUCUUUUUUUGUUUUCUUUCAAAAACCCUUGUAACACCAGUGUAAAGGUUUUGAUUUUUUCUUAAUUAGUUUAAAAUUUCUUUUGAUAUAUGUCAAUUACAGAUUGAAGAUGAAAUGAUUCAAUGUAUCAUUUGUGAGGACUGGUACCACUCAAGGGUGAGUGACACAGAGAGUCCCUCAAUCUAAAAAAUUUGCUGUUCGUACAGAGGAAAUUAUCCUGAAAAAUGAAACUCACUCGUUCAGCAUUUGACAUGACAAAAAUUAGUAUAUUAUCAGCACAAACUAUUUCCCAUCAUAAAUUUUAGUCAUGCCAAACCAAGAAUUUUUUUAGGGAAACUGAAAACCUAUUAUUUGAUACACCCAAGCAGAGGUCAGGGUUGAAAUUAUGGAGAGGUUUGAAUGUCUUUGACCAGUGAAACAAUAGGCUCCAGUAUCCAUUCCUUGGAUACUGGAAGCACACGGGACCUCUAAGUUGGGUGAAUGAUGACUUAGAUAUCUUAUGGUAAGGGAAUAGUCUGGUUCUGUACUUUCACUUCUAAUUUUAGAGUGUUUCACAUCUGUGUUGUUUUUCAGCACUUGGGAAGCCUUCCACCAACAGGAGGUGAAUUUCAAGAGAUGGUAUGCGAUGAUUGUAUGACAAAAUGCAGCUUCCUUCAAGCUUAUAUCUCUCUCUCAGGUGAAUUGUAGCCACUGAUUGUUUUUAUUCCUGUUUUAUCUUUUUGGCUUAGUGGCUUACCUAACAACGCAUUUGACAUUAGAAAUAAAUAAUAAAAUCAGGUUUAUAAUUAUAGUUUAGAAGUGAUUUAAAUGCCUUUCAGUUAAAGGCUUUAGUAUUCUUUUCUCAGUCAGAGCAGAAAAUGUGUCUGGUGAUGUGACCAUUCCUCAUAUGCCAUUGCAUACGCAUAUACACACAUGACAAGAAUUGAUUUGCACUCAGUGAAUUAAUAUGACCAUAAUGCUGAGUAGCAUUUCUUAACUUCCUGAUAUGAUGAUAGUGCCACAACAGCAGUCUUCAAUUGGCCCCAAUCAACAAGUGGAUAUUAAGCAGGAAACAAAAAGUAAACUUGAUAUUGAAAAGCUAAGUGACUCAGGUAGAGGAGACAAAUUGGUGAGUGAGAAAGGAUAUCAUGAUUCCAUGGGCAGUGGCGAAAGAAGUGGCCAUCAGGAUUGCUCCAGGCUGGUAAGAGAGUUUAUCACAGUCAAAUUAUCCUGAUUUCACUACUGUUCAGUACUACAUAUAAAAACCACAUUCUUGUUCAUAGUUUGGGUUAAAAUCCAGAAUGCAACUUCCAUAUCAAACCAUCUUCAAAUGUUUUGAUAACGAGAUAAGAAGACCCAUUGAGGUUAUGAUACAGUAAUUGAACCAUGUAGACAUACUGAUCUUGAUCCAUUGAGGCAAUAGAAAAAUUUGCAUUGAAAGAAUGAAGGUGGAAUUUUUAAACAUAAUUGUUUCUAAGCAAGCUCAAUGAGUACUAAUCAAUCCUUGCUCUAGACAUAGCUUGAGAGUGACACUUGCAGCUAUUUAAGUGAAACCUGGAUAAUCAUUCUCUGCAAGAAAAAUUUAAUUGGCAGCACUUUUUUUUCAGGGAAUAUGACAGACACUUUUUUUUCAACACUUGUAUUGCAAACGUUGACGUAGUGUUACUUCACCCAUCCUCAAUACAAAGCUAUAAUUUGAUCAGUAGCACAGACUGAAGGUUCUGGUCUAUAGUGUCGCAUUCGAGUGUGCAUUAAAACUUGUCUUCCUUGUGUUCCAUUUUGUGUGAGUCACCAACAAGUCAGAUGAGAGGAAAAACAACUCUUAUUUUGAACUAUUAGAAUCAAUGUUUGUCAAUUUUUCCAUGUUUGAAAAUCAACUUUCACAGUGAUUUACCUAUCAUUUUACAUUUAACCCUUUACACCCUAACAUUAGUAUACAUAUUCUCCUCACUCUUCUUUGUACAUUUUCUAAGGUGGUGACAAGGAGAAUUUGUUUGCCAAUCAAAGGGUUCCUUCCCUGGUGUCCACUUCCUUUAUUCUUAUGACCUUAAUGUGCAAUUCAGGAGUGAUAUUGCAGGAAGAAAUUAGAUGUUAGCCACUCUUAGGGUUUAAUGGGUUAAGAGACAGUUGAUCUGAAUUGUGGAAAAUACAGUUGCCUAACGUUGUACAUUGUCUAGUGACAAGUGAGAACACAACCAUUUCUGUAACAUGUUUUCUGGGCUAAAGGGACUAGAAUAAUCAAUAGAUAUCCCUGUACUGCCAAUCUUCUAAUAAAAUUAUGAUCCAACAGAGAACGUAAAAACUGUGCUUGGUAUUCUCCAGAAGAUUCUGGUUUAGAAAUUCUCUUGACACUAAUUUCUUUGGAGGGGUUAGAAAAUACAGAUUUUGAAUGGUAGAAAGUUCAGGAGUGUUCUUUUAAGGGAGGUUAGGUGUCCUUCUUUUCAGUGGAGGUGUCUGUUACGAUAUAAUUAACUGCAUAACUACUUUAGUUCUCUCUUUCAGAGUAUCAUCUUGUUAGAUUCAGAUAUUUAAGGUAUAUAGUAAAACUCUUGGCAAUAAAUGUAUUUUCAAUGUUGAAUCAGUGAUUAAUUCUUAUUCUUUGUUGUAGGAUACAUCCCAAACACCUCACUCUGAUUCUCAAAAGCCAAAUUGCUCAGGCAAAUCAGACAUAGUAACGACUGUGGGAAAAGCGAAAAAAUUCACUGCAGAUGACUGUAAUGCCUCAAAACUUGAAAACUCUACGGCAGAUUGCAAGCUUUUUCAGCUUCAAGCAAGUGUGACAACAGUCGAAAACAGAGCAACCUAUUGGCAUACUGGGUGGCGGUCUAACUUAUGCAAGUGUGAUAAGUGUGUGGUAAGGAUGUUAUUGAAUGAAAUAAUUCUACACCCUAGCUGUCAAAAUUCACAGUUUUUUUACUUGGCAAAUUAGAGUAUGACAAUUUAGCUUAUAGUCCCUUUAUAGAUCAUUGGAUGUAUUGUAUCUGACUGAUGAAUCUGACACAAUGGUUGCCUAUGAGCAGAGAGGCAGGGAGAAGAUAUCCAGUGUUUCAUCAUAUGAGAGUGGCAUGCAGGCGCUACAGAACAUGGCGCGUAUUCCACAAGUGGAGGUCAUGCAUGGUGUGUGGAUAAAAAUCUUGAAUUGAAAUUAAGUAGUACAACUAUAUUAUGAUGUUUUAUUAUUAUUAUUAUUAUUAUUAUUAUUAUUAUUAUUAUUAUUAUUAUUAUUAUUAUUAUUAUUAUAUGUACCAGCAAUGAUGUAUUCAAUGCAAACCUCAAUGCGAUUGAGAGUGGUAAGACCAAAAUUAAAAUUAAUUUUAAAUACCACGCUAGACUAUAGUUCCACGAGUAUAAUUAUUCUUUCAAAAAGUGUACGUGUUGUCGCGGUUCGUUUACUACCAUUUUCUAACUACUAUGAACAUCCUGGCUGCGUACUGACACGCUUGAAAACUUAAAGAUUGUCUUGACAAAACGUCACGUUUUACCACCGACUCAAAUUGUAAAAUAUGAUCGGCCAAAAAAUUCGCAAGAUCACCUCCAUCUCCGGUCACCGAAAUAAUGGAAGAUUUUACCACAAACGUGAACCUGCCCCUUGCUGUUGACAUUCAUUGCAUAUAAUUGAUCGAUAUGUUUCAAGUGUAAAAACGCAUAGCGCGGUCAAAACUGGACACAUGUGAAAAUGCGAGGGCUUCGGGGUCUUCGUUUGUCACGUUUCUCCGUGUCUCGCCGUCUUCAUUUUCGCGGCCUCUUUUAUUACUUCUCAUAUGGGUGUCUGUUUCAUACAGGUUUUGCUUUAUACCUAAUAAUACUGUAAACAAAGUGCUGUGAUAUUCAAUAUCUAUGCUGCUUGGGUUUGCUUUACUGCACUUUUCUUUUAGUCAAGAUAACUUGCACUAUCCUUCAAACCAAUGAGACGUAAUACUUACUACGAAACACUUCUCGAUCUCUCUAGUUUCAGGACGUUCAAGGCAGUGUCCCGUUUUACUCUGAUCUCCUAUUUGUUCCUUGUUUUAGUUUCAUUCCAUGUGAUUGUGAUGCUAGACUACUAGGUCUUCAUGUCUUUCGUAGUUCUUUACUUACACUGGUUCGUCUGUUUGUAGGUUACAAUGAUAUGAAAAACGAGCUGACAGAGUAUCUUAGAGGGUUUGUGGAACAAGGAAAGGUAAUCUACAAGUAGAGAAGUAACCGACACUCACGUACGCAAAGACAUAAUACUGAAACGAAACUGAUGGCUUUUGACAGACUUUAUUGAAAUGGAAUGGUUAUGUUGAGGAUUGCUUUGCGGUAUUUUGAAAUUACCUACGUAUUUGUAAUAGGUAUACUUGCAUUUUGUAACAAAACCGACCUAUGAAUUUUGUAUUAAGGGUUGCAGCAUUUUGAACUAAUCGUCGGUCUACGCAAUUUAUGACAACACCUCAACGCAAAUUGUAAUAAUAAAUAUCAACUUGUCACAAAGAUGAAUAAAACGACGCGCUUGCCUGUCCGAAGGUGUACCGUGCUACCUUAAAGUGAACACUGCAUUAAAGCUGAAGUAUUUUUCUUGUUUCUCUUUUUCGUAUCGGCAGGUUGUGAAAGAGGAAGACAUCAGAAACUUUUUUGACACACUUCAGUCUCGUAAGAGACAACGAGUCGGGAGUGAAGAUUCUAUUCAGUACAGAUGUCGCUAAUAAAACAGCAAAACACAUACUGCUAUAAUUGAAUGAGGCGACACAGAAUCACAGCAUGCACAAGAUUAAGAGUUAGUGAUACACUUAGGCUUACCUCUCACUAAAAUACCUUGUGAACAGGCAAUACUGUCAACUGUUAAUGAAUUUUUCUGAUAGUUUCAAACGUUACGUACAAUAGCCGUAAGGUGACGUGUCUUAUCGUGUAACGAAGUUGUAGUUUAAAGUACAUCAUGCUAAGUACUGAAUUAAAAUGGUUUUUGCGGCAC
This is a messenger RNA of Pocillopora meandrina, 6416 nucleotides long. The record is from the annotation of a GenBank genome assembly. Lineage: Eukaryota; Metazoa; Cnidaria; Anthozoa; Scleractinia; Pocilloporidae.